UAACCCUGCGCUCGGCCGCGGAGAGGGACAGGAGAAGAUGGCUGCUGCCCAGCUGUACUGUGUGUGCCGGCAGCGCUACGAUAUUAGCCGGUUUAUGAUCGAAUGCGACAUUUGUAAGGACUGGUUUCACGGCGGAUGUGUCCAGGUGGAGGAGCAUCAUGCAGCUGAUAUUGACCUCUACCACUGUCCCAACUGUGAACCCAUCCACGGACUCUCACGCAUGAAGAAGAGGAAUAACUGGCACAGGCAUGAUUACACAGAGCCGGAUGAUGGCACUCUGCCAGUUCAGGCUGGAACAGCCGUCUUCAUUAAGGAGCUGCAGGAAAGAACUUUCCCCAGUGCUGAUGAGAUCCUGGUGCAGAUGCAGGGCAGUCAGGUGACUCAGCAUUUCCUGGAAACAGAGGGCUUCCACUACCCCAUAACAGUCGCAGACAUGGAAGGACUGGGGCUCAAACUGCCCCCGCUGUCCUUCUCUGUCACAGACGUGGAGCAGUAUGUGGGUGGGAAUAAAGUCAUCGAUGUGAUUGACGUAGCCAGACAGGCAGACAGUAAGAUGAAGCUGAGUGAGUUUGUGAAGUAUUAUUAUCAGCCAGAGCGGCCCAAGGUGCUGAACCUCAUCAGCCUGGAGUUCUCAGAUACUAAGAUGGCAGAGCUGGUGGAGGUUCCAGAUAUCGCUCGUAAAAUGUCCUGGGUGGAGAAUUACUGGCCGGAUGACUCUUUCUUCCCUAAACCAUUUGUGCAGAAGUACUGCCUGAUGGGGGUAAAGAACAGUUACACAGACUUCCACAUCGACUUCGGAGGAACUUCAGUGUGGUACCACGUUCUCUGGGGGGAGAAGAUUUUCUACUUGAUCGAGCCAACUAAGGCUAACCUUGCACUAUAUGAGUCUUGGAGCUCGUCGCCCAAUCAGAGCGAAGUGUUCUUCGGGGAGAAGGUGGAGAAGUGCUAUAAGUGUGUGGUGAAACAGGGGACCACUGUACUUCUGCCUACAGGCUGGAUCCAUGCUGUGCUCACCUCUCAGGACUGCAUGGCUUUCGGUGGGAACUUCUUACACAACCUGAACAUAGGCAUGCAGCUCAGGUGUUAUGAGAUGGAGCGGAGGCUGAAGACUCCAGACCUUUUUAAAUUUCCUUAUUUCGAGGCCAUCUCCUGGUACGUGGCCAAGAACCUGUUAGAGACACUGAAAGAGCUGCGGGAGGAGAAGUGCCAGCCUCAGGAGCAUCUGGUGGAUGGAGUGAAAGCUUUAAUCUCUGCACUGAAGACCUGGCUCAGGAGAGAGUUAACAGGACCCAGCAGUGAGGUUCCAGAUAACAUCAAGCCCACCCUUCUCAUCAAGGAGCUGACCAAGGAAAUACGCCACCUAGAGGAGGACUCGAGUCCAGUAAAGACAGUGAAAUCUCAGGGAAUGUCCUCAGAGUGUUUGUCCACACGCUCCGCUCUGGAGAGACAGUGCCAGGUGCGACGGGCAGCUCGAAGGCUCCGGGAGCACCGCCAUCAUCACCGCCAUCGUCAUCAUCAUCAUCACCACCAUCAUCAUCGACACCGCCAUCAGCAGCAUGCCAAGCCCACCUCCAACCUGGACAUCCUGGAGCUGCACACCCGGGAGGUUCUCCGCAGGCUGGAGGUCGGCCCUCUGGAAGAGCAGGGUUCAGACUUCGGCUCCAAGACGAACGGCAAGUUCAGGAGGAUCAUCAUGACGUCUGCUGUAACUGUGAAGAGGAGUCCUGAUAACGCCCUGCGGCUGGUGAUGUGUAAUGGACGGAUCAUACGAGAGAGGAGGCGGCUUGCCAGUGUAGCACUGAAGCAUGAGCGAGACAAGACCUUGCCAUGCCAGCAACACCAGGUCAAAGCAGAAAAAGCAUUACCAUGCCAACAAGAUGGAGUGAAAAAGGAGAGCUCCUUGGAGGUGGAGUUAGAGACACUGUGCACUGUGAAAGCCACCAAUCACAAACUCAGGACAGAGCUGCUGAGCUCAGGGUCGAACCUGCAGUCAGAUAAAGUUGAGGCAGCCAAUGCAGAGAAGCACUCUUCAGAUUCAGGAAGCUCAGAGGAUGAAGAGUGUGUGAGACAGAAGAGGAAAGGCUCAGGGAGCUGCGUGCCCGGCCAAACCAGCCAGUACCACAGAUCACUAAAACGGGAACGGCCUACCUCACCCAGCCCGGAGAAGGCCCUGCAGGGCGUGCUGUCUGUGGCAGGCCUGAUGUGCCAGCAGAUGCCAGAGGAGGGCACAGUUUCUCAGGAGGCCUGGUGGUCCAACCAGACCAGCAGCAAUGAGGCUGCCAGUCCGGACAGGGCAACAGGAAGUCCAGGAGAGGAAUAUUUAUACCGGGAAAGCUCACUGUCACCCCCACUCCACCCCACCAAGAGACACGCCCACAACCCCAGCCCCAUCAACAACCAGGCCACUAAAGGCAAGCGUCCCAAAAAGGGCAUGGCAACAGCCAAGCAGAGGCUGGGGAAGCUCCUGAAGAUGAGCAGACACACAAGCCUGCUCGUGUAGCAUGACUGGGACCAGAGCACACACUCAUACACUGACAAACACCCACACCACCUUUUCUCUCUACCUAACACACACACACACAAAACACAUACAUGCAGCACUCUAAAUGUGCAUGUUUAGGUGACAAGAUAUGUUUGAAUGGCACUAGCAUGCUGCUUCACAGCUCAUAUGGAGCGAAUGACACGGAAAAUGGAAAACGUCCUCAAAAACAGUGCAGGGAAAUUUUAAUCACGCAUUUUGAAAUAGGAAAAAAACAUAAAAAACAUAAAUAAAAAUAGCCUAAAGUUUCUGGGUGGGUCUCCAAAGCUCAGAGGCUGAGGUAUUGGUAAUAGCACAGGCUGCUGUACUCUGUUGAGACCUGCAGGACUAUGGGCAGUGGUAUGGCCAAAGCUGUGUUUUCCAAUUCAGCCAAUCCUUCAGCUUCAAACCUCCUUUUAUACUGAAAUUUGUAGAUUUGUCACAGUUCGGCUUGGCCAGAGUGUGAUCUCCUCCCUCUCCUACCUCCAUACUGUUGUGUAGCAUAAGUGAAAAUGGUGCUUUUUGGGCCGAGGAUGGCUUUUUCGUAUUUUUUCAAAGCCUGGUUCAGGGCGUAUCUUCUUUUUUUGGUCUUUUUUUUAUCUCUCUGUCUCUCUCUCUCUGUCUCUCUCUCUUUCUGUCCCUGUCUCCUCAUCGCUGACUACCUUCAUCCUCUCUAGCUGUUGUCUGUGGCUGUGAAUGAUGAGCUUAAAAAGACUUGAGGGCCGGAAUUUCCUGUAUUUAUGUUUUUAAUGGAGAAUCUUAUUCUGAUCUCCUUAAUUCAGUUCAAAGCGAACUCUAAUUCUGGUGGGAAAGCCAGCCUGGAGGUUUCUAAAUGGUGCUGAACGUUUUGGAAGCUCUACACCACUAUCCUUUCAAACCCUUGGAGCAAUAAUUGUACAGUGUUGAUUGGUUGGUUUGUUUGUUUUAUUGAUUGAUUGAUUGAUUGAUUGAUUAACAGAUCUGUUGACAGAUCUGUUGGUUAUGUUAUGUUCACAGGCAGCACCCCCACAGAGCUAGUCCUGUCUGAUCCUAUAGUUAUUGUUAUAGUAGUAGGUAGCUAACCAUUAAGCACAAUUUUUAAGGGGAAGUUCACUGAUUUUUAUGAAUUUCUCUAUAAUUAUGGGUUUUGAUCAAUUUGAUAUGAAAUACACUGUUUAUAUAGAUGAUGAUUAUGGUAAAAUACUAAAAAAAAUCUGACCAAAAUUGUUGGUUUCAUUGGGGACUAUUUUGGUGCGCAAUGCCCUGAAACUUUAUAUGUAUCCAUCCACUCUUUCAUUGAUUUGUGAUCUAUUUUAUAACUGUUCUAUGCUUAAAAUGUUACCAAAUCUCUUGUUGGACUGCCGUGGUCACCGAAAUGGAUCCCUGUUCAUGUUUUAAUGUACUUUGUGUGAUUGUGAGGGCACUGUAAACUCCCACAAUUCACUCAUAAUUAAUUGUAAACACUAUUAGUAAAUAAUUUGGAUAUUGUGUGGGCUAGUAAUGAGGGAGUAGGGAUCCAGUUUUAUCUUUACUAUACUCAUUAACUUAUUAGUAUUUUUAAUUUGUUUGCAAAUGAGGAACACCUUUUUUUUUAUUUUUUUUUUUUUAUUUUUUAUCUUCUCCAAAACUUCUGAAAAGCUCUGGAUUUGCCCUUUACCGUAGCACUGGGGUUAUCUGCUGCCACCCUGCGGACAGACAGGUAAACUGCAGUGGGUGGUGCUGCCUUGUAUUUUUUUCUGCUGUGUUUAGACUGUAAGGAAUUCAGUGAGAGCAUAAGAGCUCAGGGAGAAAUGACAUCAUUUCCUGCCUAAUUUGUGUUAUUCUUUUUUCCUUCAAGUGUUUUAAAUGUAAAUGUUUUCUGUGUUUUUUUUCCUAUUUGUUGGCUGUUAACUUAUUAAUUUCUAAGAGAUGAAAAAUGAUGAAAAUGAUUUAUGACAUUCUGCUAUAAGUGCUUCCUGCUAUAAGGGUUGCUCUUGGAUUUAUUUGUUUUUCCCCGUUUGCUUGUUUUUUGUUGAUGUAAAUAUGUGAAAUUUCGAAUGCGAGCGGGGACUUUAUACGAGCAAUGAAAUUCACUGAUCUUCACAGCGUUUUGUAGACGUCUACUUUCGCUCAUUUGAAGCAUAAGAUUUGAUGUAUUCAAGGUUUUUGCUAAACUGUGCUGUAACUAAUGAUUAUUUUAAUUUGGGACGUCCUCAGUGCCUGUUCUCUGACUAUUCCUCAUCAAGAACAGCCAAAACUAAUGAAAACAAUCUGAAUACAGGUGAAGCUGCAGGUGUUCUGGUUUGCUUGAGUUUGAGUGUGUUUUGGAUGAAAGAUGAUGGUGUGUUUCUCAGGGAACAAGCGACGUACCAUCUUUAAUUUCACCACCAGCAUCAUUCACACUCUCGUUAUGAGCCAGGCUCGUUAACUUUUAUUUAUAAUUCUGUAAACGUAUCUCCUGUCUGCCAUGUGUAACAAUGUGAUUCUGAGUCUCAGUCUCCUUCCUGAAGUUAAGCUUAGCUAAGCAGGGGUUAGUGUAUAUAUAAAUGCAGGACAGGAAUCUGCUGUUCUAGGACCCAACAUUUUUACAACGCUGCCACCUAGCAGUACAGGAAGCAUGUAGGAGCUUGUACCUUACAAACUAGUACCUUGCACCACUAGAAGUAUGAGGCUAAUGUAGCUAACAAGUGGUGGAGACUUUUCCUCACAUACCUACCUUACAUGUUAGCACUAGAACUACACUAUAUUGCCCAAGUAUCCGCUCAUCUGCAUUGCGUUGGGUGAUGAUAGCCUUUUCUGGAGUUGCUCAGCCAUGGAAACCCAUUCCAUUAAGCUGUGUCUACUGUUCUUAAGCUAAUCUUCUGCCACUGCUCUGUUAUUUUACAUUGACAGAGGGAGCUGUUUUCAUUCCCAGUCUCUUCCACUUUGUUAUAAUAUCACUAACAGUUGACUGUGGAAUAUUUUUAGUAGUGAGAAAAUUUCACCACGGGACUUGUUGCUGAAAUCUACUGAGCUCCUGACAGAGAAAUAUUCUUUCACUAAUGUUUGUAGAAGCAGUCUGCAUGACUUGGUUCUAGGUUUUAUACACCUGUGGCCAUUGAAGUGAUUGAAACCUGAAUUUAAUGCUUUAGAUGGGUGAGCGUUUCCUUUGGCAAUGUAGUGUAUGAAGCUAAUAUAAAUAUCUUAUUUGGAGCUUACAUCAAUGGGCCCAUGACGCUAAUAGAGCUAAAAAUAGGAGCUUGUGGUGUACCGCCAGGUGGCAGUGUCGUGAAAACGUAGGGUGUAGAAGCAGCAGAGUCCUGUACUGUAGUCUGAACCUACUCUUUAGGGGUUUCCCGUGUUUUGUACCCAAGGAUUAUCUCUGGUUGGGUGGAGGACUGUCUGGCUUGCCUAGGCUCCUCCCUCAGAGAAUGAUUGUGUUUACAUGCACUUCAUAAUCGUAUGUUAUUUACAUCACGUCUUAUUCUGUAAGUUUAGUUGCUGGCAAAGCCAAAAAUAUCUGAUUGACUAAAAUCUUACCCACGUUCAAGUUAAAUCAUUGAUCAGAUUACUGACAAAAUCUUAUUCUGCAGAUAUUAGAUUAUGAAAUGCAUGUAAACAGAGAAAUCAGUGAAAAAAAACUGUGGUUUCCGGUCCUUUAAGAACUGGUGCCGAUCAUUUGUUUAAAAUGGAUUUAAAUGAACUGAUGAUUAAGUGAUUUUACAACAUACUUAAAUAACUGCAUAUCAUUUUUUUGCCCCACCCCUUCAUGCUUAAGUCAUAAGGAGUAUUUUAGGAAAAUACAGAGCAGAGUUCAUUUGUAUAUAUAUAACCUGUAAAAAAUGUGUUAAAGGCACAAUAAAAAUGAGCUUGUUUAAUUAUAAGAAAUAUAAGUUUAUGACUGACGUGUUAAUUAGUGAAAAUAAAAAAAAAAUAAAAAUAAUUGUGGUUAUGGGCUCUUAAGGAAACUCUCCCCACUCAUUUUGAAUUGGUUUAAUUUAAAUCUGCAUAUUCAGCCCCGCCCCUUCAUGCUGAAGUUAUAAAGAGUGUUUCAGUAUGUUUAUAGGGCCAAUAAAAAAAUAAAACUUGCUAUGGGUCAGUGAUCUGGUCUUGCACUAAAUCUAGUCUCAGAAGUGAACUGUCUUUAAAAAAAAAAUUAAGUUUUAAGAUUAAUCUGAGUCUGGGAGUGUCUCAAGUAAAAGAUUUUUUUUAGCAGAAUAAUAUAUUCAAAAUAAUCAAUCCUGGACCAGACAAAAUUGUUAAUAAAGUAUUAAUGUUAUUAAUACAUUAGUUAAUAGCAUUUUGUUUUUGUAUUGGGAAAAAUCAAUCCAUUAAAAUGUCCAAGAUUAUGUGGAGUUUAAGUUAACAGGCUGUAAAGAGAGUGUUCAAUUCAGCUGAAGCAAAAACCUUGUAGAAAUAUUUUGUACAGUAUUAUUAUUAUUAUUAUUAAUUAUUCCAUUUUUGACUCCACCUGUUGGCGACUGUGUGUGUAACCGUGCUCCGCCCCCUGUUCUAUUCAAGAUCAGAAACUCUCCUGUGGGAUUCUGGGUCCGCCCCCCCGCAGUAAGAGUAAAGUGUAAAUAUUUGUCCAGGUGAAAUACUGAAGGUUUUUGUAGCUCAUCUUCUUUUGCAUCCUUUUCACCUAUUGUUCAGUGCUGAAUAAAUGCGUUUGAGAAGAGA
Astyanax mexicanus (Mexican tetra) is the source of this 7135-nucleotide messenger RNA. RefSeq names its product lysine (K)-specific demethylase 7Aa (gene kdm7aa). The transcript has 18 exons. Gene Ontology annotation, biological process: regulation of transcription by RNA polymerase II; protein demethylation. The coding region runs from base 38 to 2500 and encodes 820 amino acids. The record is from RefSeq and is a predicted model, not a curated record. NCBI's taxonomy places the organism in Eukaryota, Metazoa, Chordata, Actinopteri, Characiformes, Acestrorhamphidae. Gene Ontology annotation, molecular function: transcription coregulator activity; histone demethylase activity.